Molecule: messenger RNA, 2661 nt
Organism: Penicillium soppii
Lineage: Eukaryota; Fungi; Ascomycota; Eurotiomycetes; Eurotiales; Aspergillaceae
Product: putative C6 transcription factor (NirA)
Exons: 4
Coding region: 1-2661 (886 amino acids)
Biological process (GO): DNA-templated transcription; regulation of DNA-templated transcription
Molecular function (GO): DNA-binding transcription factor activity, RNA polymerase II-specific; DNA binding; zinc ion binding
Source: RefSeq, a predicted model, not a curated record
AUGAGUUCCGGAAGCGCCCAGUCGUCGAAAAGACGAUGCGUCAGCACAGCAUGUGUUGCUUGUCGCAAGAGGAAGUCCAAGUGCGAUGGAAAUCUUCCCAGUUGCGCGGCUUGCUCCUCAGUAUAUCAUACUCCUUGUGUAUAUGAUCCGAAUUCGGAUCAUCGCCGCAAAGGUGUAUAUAAAAAAGGCACUGACACUUUGCGCACCAAAAACACCACUCUGCAGACCUUGAUCCACGCGAUAUUAAAUUACGAUGAAGCAGAUGCAUUUGACCUAGUACGCCAGAUUCGCUCUUGCGACGACCUCGAAGAUGUAGCAGAAUCGGUGCUUGGUAAGGAGAAAGGGCUUUUGUCUGCACCGCAGACAGCAAAGGAAUCUACCAGCCAUGAGAAUGAGGUUGAAAUAGACCAAUUCGAAUCAGAACUAGCUGGUAAGAUGAGCGAGCUAAUGCUGGAUGGUUCUCGAAAAUUUAUAGGAGGAACUUCAAACCUCAUAUUCUUGCCGCCAGGCUCAGAGCUACAUGAGGCAGCCUCGGUUACAAAUAACCUCGCCUUUGAUACCGGCCAGACACAUGCUGUGAGCCGAUGGACGCAAGUCACAGAUGACGACUCACUGAUCAGCCAUUUGAUGACCAUGUACUUCACAUGGCACUAUCCAUUUUUCACCACCUUGUCCAAAGAUCUGUUUUAUCGGGACUACAUUCGGGGUGUCUCCAGUUCAUAUUGCUCUGCAUUACUCGUCAAUGCCAUGCUAGCUCUCGGCUGCCACUUCAGCUGUUGGCAAGGUGCUUUCGAAGACCACCAGAAUCUUACAACGGCAGGUAAUCAUUUCUUCAAAGAAGCAAAAAGACUCAUUUUGGAAAAUGACGAACACGAGAAUGCAAAACUUUGCACAGUUCAAGCCUUUGCGCUUAUGUCUGUCCGAGAAGCAGGAUGUGGCCGCGAAGGAAAAGGCUGGGUCUACAGUGGUCUCAGUUUCCGCAUGGCUUUCGAUCUUGGAUUGAAUCUCGAUUCCGCAAACCUCGGCCCUCACAGUCUCAGCGAUGAGGAAGUUGAUGCUCGUCGAAUCACAUUCUGGGGUUGUUAUCUCAUUGACAAAUGCUGGUCAAAUUAUCUUGGUCGUCAGCCUCAACUGACCGCGGCCAACGCCAAUGUACCCAAAUUCGAUGUCUUCCCACGGGAGGAAACAGAGCUAUGGUCUCCGUACACUGAUUCUGGCAUCGGCCAUGAACAUACGCAGCCAUCACGAACUAGGGCUGUCGCCCUUCAAAUAUCGAAGCUAUGUGAGAUCAGUAGUGAUGUACUGGUGUUCUUUUAUCAUCCAACCGAGCUCGAAAAGCUUCAGCCCAAACAGUCAGAAUUGAAGAAAUUAAGUGAUGUUCACAUCCGACUCGAAUCGUGGAAGAACAAACUGCCAAAGGAACUUGUGGCAAAAGAAGGGCAGCUCCCUCAGGUGCUUGUCAUGCAGUAUGUUGAUCGAUACAACCACCGUGAUAUUCUGGCUAACCCCUGCCACAGUAUGCUGUACCAGCUAAUCAUAAUCCACCUAUAUCGGCCUUUCUUGAAGUAUACCAAGGCCAACACCCCACUGCCCUCUCAUGUCUCACCUCGCAAGAUCUGUACGCAGGCUGCUGCCACAGUCUCCAAGCUUCUGCGCGUAUACAAACGUGGCUACGGAUUGAAACAAAUUUGCAAUAUUGUCGUUUAUAUAGCUCACACCGCAUGCACCAUUCACCUCCUCAACCUUCCCGACAAGAAUGCCCAGAGGGACGUCAUCCACGGCCUGAAGAAUCUCGAAGAAAUGGCAGAAUGCUGGCUCUGUGCUCGACGUACCCUCCGCAUCUUAGAUAUAUCCGCCAACAAAUGGAAUGUCGAGGUACCACCCGAAGCAAUCUCUAUAUUUGAACGAACACACAACAAAUGGGGUUCAUGGGGCUCAUGGGAUCAAGCAACAUCUCCCGCAGCAUCUGAAGGAUUCCCCAUCUCAACCGUCGUGCACCCUGCCACAAGUCCAAGCCGAUUCUCUCCAUCUGCACCCUCAUUCCAGCCCUCUCACACCGACCCCCCCACCAACCCUCUCACCACAGUCAGCUCACCCAUAAGCCCUCAAUACGGACCUGUUCCACCCCCCACCAUUCCGAUGUCCUUCCCACCCAUGCGAACAGCACACAGCGCCCUAGCAGCUCAGGCCCAACGGCCUGAAUUCGCCCUGCCCGAGCCAACAUAUCUCCGGCCCCAGGUUGCCUACCAAUUCCCUCCCGUAGCAACAUCGCCUUCCUCCCCUCGCCCAAAUACUUGGUACGACGGGUCAGUCGCCCAAAUUCCACCCCAGAAUCAGAACGGGACCCCAACAUCGAACGCAUCGCCCGUAUCCGGGUACGACGGCACAGAAAACCUGGUCGAAGAAAGCCAAGACUGGUGGUCCAGAAAUGCAAAUGCAGCGUAUGAUAUGGGCAUGGGCAAUUGGAACGGUGCUUGGAACAGCCCCUCGCCGAACCCACAGCCUCAUAUCCGAUACCAGAACGGUGGCCUCAUUUCUGUUGCUCAACCACCGGGUCUGGGCCUGGGCCCUGAGCAGCCUCGGAUUUCGGUCGGUAUGCCCGCUGUUGGGUCCCCGUCGGAUCCUAGUGCCUCUCCUGGGUAUGGCGAUGGAUGGCAAUGA